Molecule: messenger RNA, 1203 nt
Organism: Rhodotorula graminis WP1
Lineage: Eukaryota; Fungi; Basidiomycota; Microbotryomycetes; Sporidiobolales; Sporidiobolaceae
Exons: 7
Coding region: 1-1203 (400 amino acids)
Biological process (GO): ceramide biosynthetic process
Cellular component (GO): membrane
Molecular function (GO): sphingolipid delta-4 desaturase activity
Source: RefSeq, a predicted model, not a curated record
AUGCACCGCUCCACCUCGUCGUCGACCGCAACCGCAUCGUCGACAUCCGCAUCCGCAUCCGCAUCCGACUCGGACGAGCCCGACACGCGCGCCACCACCCCGGGCCCGGACGACCAAGCCGCCGCCGCCUCGGAGCCGCCCUUCAAGCUCGCCGGCGAGCAGUGGGCGCCCAACAAGGUCGAGCCCGCCCAGGACCACUCCGACUUCCUGUGGCAGAUGAACGAGGAGCCCCACCGCUCGCGCCGCAUGGCCAUCAUGAAGGCUCACCCCGAGGUCACCAAGCUCAUGGGUCACGAGCCCCUCACCAAAUACGUCGUCCUGUUCGUCACCCUCGUCCAGCUCUCGACGGCGUGGUACCUCCGCUCGACCCCCUUCUUCUCGCUCAAGUUCUGGGCCUUGGCCUACCUCGUCGGCGGCACCGCCAACCAGAGCACGUUCCUCGCCGUGCACGAGAUCACCCACAACCUUGCCUUCCGCGGCGUGCGCCAGAACCGCCUCUUUGCCAUCUUUGCCAACCUCCCGAUCGGCGUCCCGUUCGCCAUGAUGUUCAAAAAGUACCACAUCGAGCACCACAAGUUCCUUGGCGUCGACGGCAUCGACACGGACCUGCCCUCGCGCCUCGAGCUCCUCGUCCUCAACUCGGUCCUCGGCAAGGCCUUUUUCGCCUCGUUCCAGAUCUUCUUCUACGCGCUGCGCCCGGGCUUCAUCCGGUACCAGGCGCCGACGCGGUGGGUCGCGCUCAACUGGCUCGUCCAGCUGUCGUUCAACGCGCUCGUCGUCAAGUUUGCCGGGUGGCACUCGAUGCUGUACUUCCUCCUGAGCAGCCACUUGGCCGGCAGCUUGCACCCGUGCGCGGGCCACUUUAUUGCCGAGCACUACCUCUUUGACGGGCACGACCAGGAGACGUGGAGCUACUACGGCCCGCUCAACAUCCUCUGCUACAACGUCGGCCUCCACCAGGAGCACCACGACUUUCCCGCCAUCCCGUGGACCCGCCUGUGGAAGCUCAAGCAGCUCGCGCCAGAGUUCUACGACGUCCUCCCGAGCCACACGAGCUGGCCUGGCGUCACGUGGAGGUUCAUCACCGACUCGAAUGUCGGCAUGUUCUCGCGCGUCAAGCGCACGCAAAAGGGCGGGCGAGGCGACGAGGGCGGUGGCGGGGCGGGCGCGGUCAAGGACGCGGGCGGGCUCAAGGACGAGUAG